This is a messenger RNA of Ruditapes philippinarum (Manila clam), 4284 nucleotides long. RefSeq names its product echinoderm microtubule-associated protein-like 2. The transcript has 25 exons. The coding region runs from base 390 to 3782 and encodes 1130 amino acids. NCBI's taxonomy places the organism in Eukaryota, Metazoa, Mollusca, Bivalvia, Venerida, Veneridae. The record is from RefSeq and is a predicted model, not a curated record. Gene Ontology annotation, cellular component: mitotic spindle. Gene Ontology annotation, biological process: microtubule cytoskeleton organization. Gene Ontology annotation, molecular function: microtubule binding.
GCAGCAUGACUUUGCAAUGCAUCGUAUUUAACAUGGAUAUGAUUUUAGAGAGACAACGGAAAUCGAUUGACGGGUCAUCUGUUUCAGUCAUUGAUUGCGAUAUAAACAUUAUGAAAUAAUUGGAAUCAGUCUAUAGUGAAACGCGACAUGGGUUCUUGACAUAAAUGACGUACAGGAUUUAUUCAUAUUUUAUAUACAUUGCAAAUGAGCAGACGACACUUAGCACCAUAGGAAAUGGCGUUCAGAAAUAAGCUACCGGUCAAUAAUGAACACCAAAGUUAAAGAAGGUAAAACAAUAUGGAACAUUACAUUGAUGGAUUGAAGGAUAUUUUAUAGAUGACAGAGAAUUGCAAAAACAAAAUAAUUUCGCAUUAGCGUUCGGAAACACCAUGCCUGCCGGGAAAGGUCAACGGAGUACGAAGUCCGAGAUAAAUGGACAUACGGAUAAAAAGAAACACCACCACAAGACGCCAAAAUCAAAUUUCCGGAAAGCCCACAGAGAUCUAAAUAUAGCUGAUACGAAAGAUCCACUUGAAGACAGGCGUAAACAAGACGAGAAGUUGUUGAAAGAGUUAAGUGAUAUUGUUGGAGAAUAUAGUCAGCAGCGCAUGAGGGCGCUACACAUGAGUCUACGGCAGUAUGGUAACGACGAGGGGAGAAUGACCAGCAAGGAAAUGCUCCAAGCUCUUCAGGAUAACUCUGUCUCAUUUCCAAGUCUUCUUUUGAAAACGCUUAUUACCAAAUUUGACAGUACCAAAGGGAUAGAUCUCGAAGCGCUGUUCCGUUUUCUUAUCGAAUCACAUGGGCGCACGGGCCGUGACAGUGUCAUGGCUAUGCACAAACGUAACGAUCUUGCUCCUCGGACUGAUGUGUCACAGGACGAUAUUGAUGAAGACCUACUGUGGAGAAUUGAGUCACAGCUAAUCAAAUGCCAGGACUACAUUGACCUUGCAGGACUGAGGUCCGAGCUUCAGAAAAGAGACAGUGGGAAGUGUGGAAUCAUUGAUGGCCCGCAAUUGAAGCACGUCUGCAACGACCUACAGCUACCAGUUUAUGGGGCUCUCCUGAAAAAUUUGAUGAAAAGAUGUGACGAAGCAAAAAAUGAUAAAAUAUGCUGGCCAGAAUUUCUUUCCUUUCUCGAGCGUGCACAAGAAAACGCGAAAAUAACUUGCCCGAGUCUGAAAUCUCUACCGGAAAGAUUAAAGAGUAGAACCCCUGUUGAACCUUCACCUAUAGACGAACUGUCAUCCAAAACAAGAAUUAGCAUCGUUAAUAAACUACGUAAAAAGAGCGCCAUCAAAACAACAGAAAGAAAACAAGAAACCACCAAUGACACUGAAACUGCUGAUACUGCUAAAGAGGCCUCUGUCAAUAUUGCUGAUAAGAAAACUGAGACUGUGGAAAACGGGGUAGACGGUGAUGACAAGGAUAAAAAUAGUUCAUUGGGUCAGCAACGAGAGGCUUCAACAGUGUCGGUAUCAGAUCAAAAAGAGAAUGAUGGGUCACACACGCCGUCUGAAGAAAGAAAUUCAACAGUUGUUACUUUACAAGACGUUCAGUCUCGUCCUUCUACUGAGAAAAGUGCAGCUGAUGAUAUUGAUUUAACAGACGACACGAGUAUCAACGAAACAAACAAAACCAACGAAGACGAAAUGAAACAAACGGAACAGAAUUGGGAAAAAGAACUAACAUUGCAGAGCUUAAGCAAUUCUGAUAACAAGGGAGAUAAUGAAAUAAACGCAGAUUUGCCAAAGGAUAGUGAUAGUGUUGAAAUGGUUACUUUCAAGAAUGGUGAAAUAGUUUCCGUUGACAACGAAGAAGAAGAGGACAGCAGUCACCAAUUGGCGACAGACGGGGAGAAAACACUUAUUUCUAUUGAAGUCAAGGGGAAGACUUUAUCAUUUGUAGCAGAUAAAGAUUACAUUGAGAAACAAACAAUUGAACCUCCUUGUGAACGGUUGAAACUGCAAUGGGUAUAUGGUUACCGAGGAAACGAUUGUCGGAAAAAUAUUCAUAAUCUAUCUGGAGGUGACAUUGUUUAUUUCAUGUCCUAUAUCGCAGUCAUUUACAACAAAGAAAACCACAAACAAAAGUUCUAUAGAGAACAUACUGAUGAUAUUAAAUGUAUCGAUGUCCAUUCGAACAAAUACAUCGUUGCCAGCGGACAAUAUGCCAGCAGAAAGAAUACAUCUAUAAAGGCCGUUGUAAGAAUCUGGAGGGCGGAUAAUCUUCAUACGUUACAUGUUCUUGGUGAAGGUGUGUUCGAAAAGUCAGUGGCUUGCAUUGCAUUCGCACCAAAUAAGGAUUUGAUAGCUGUUGUGGAUAACAGCUUAGAAAAGAGAUUAACUGUAUGGGACACGUCAACUGGUACCAUGAAAGGACAAGACGUGUUACAAACGGACCUAGUCUGUGAUAUUGGUUUCAAUCCAAAAUAUCCCGAAACCUUGGUAACUAUUGGAAAGGAACAUACAUGCUGGUGGAAGAUUUAUCCUGAAAGUGAUACUGUACAAGCUUCUUCAAAACCGGAUUAUGAUAAUUUUCUGAGAGCAAAGUUUGUCAUAUGUUUAACAUUCAAUGAGCGAGGAGAUCUUAUCACGGGUGAUUCUAACGGAACAAUUUAUGUGUUUGGAGACGGUGGCAAUAAGAUUACCAACUUUAUAAAACAUGGACAUGAUGGUCCGGUAUUUACAGUUUUAUAUCACAGAGGAUAUAUUCUGUCGGGUGGAAGAGACGGUAUUAUUCACUCGUGGCAGUGGGGCAAAGACAUGAUCAGUGCCGGCUUUAUUGAGAUGCCUAAAUUAGAAGGGGGUGCUCGAAUGCUGUGUUUGACUAAAAGUGGCCUUUUGAUUGGAACUACCAUGAAUUCAAUGUUGUCAGUAAAAAUAUCAGAAACCGACACUCCUUUACAAGGUGCUAAGUUUGACGACACUCCAAUAACACAGUGUCAUUAUGACGAGCUACGAGGUUUGACCAUUGCGCCGGCAUGCUCGGCAGAUGUCUUCACGGCGGGGCUAGAUGGUAUAUUGUGCGGGUUCGACUCUCAACUUAGGAAGCCAGUAUCAAAAGUUCAGUUUAAGAGUAACCAGUACCUUUGUGUUGAUACCAAUGAUGUUGGAACACUGUUUUCACUCGGGACUAAAGAUGGACAUUUGCAGAUUUUAUCACAUAAUGAUGAGGGGACAUUUGAAGAGGUGAUUAAUAGGAAAAUAUGUAAGGACAGAAUCGACUGUAUCAAGUUAUCACCAGAUUCUAGAUGUAUAGCAGCAGGGUCGCAUGAUAGUUGCAUUUAUAUCUUCUCAAACUUGCCCAAAGAUGACGGUUCAUUAGUUUGGGAAUUUGUUGGAAAAUUAAAGGGUCAUUCUGGUCCGGUCAACGGUUUAGACUGGUCAACAGAAAAAUCUGCAGACGACGAUUAUAUGCUAAGGUCAAGGCGACCUGCAACACUCGAAGUCUUCAGCAAACAAGACGUUAUUCAUAAGGCCAGGUGGAUGACGCAUUCGGUCAUGGUUGAACUUUCAAUUGCUGGAAUUAUGACGUCAAAAUUUUUGAAGAAUGCAGAUAUGACGUCACUAGACGUUAAAGCGACAGAAAACUUAGCAGCAUGUGGUGAUACCUCAGGAAACCUUAGAUUUUAUCGGUAUCCAUGCAGCUUGAGUGGGACAUUUUGCCAUUCGUACCGGAGUCAUGCCAACAUGCAUGGUAUAAGAUAUACUGCCAAUGGAAAAUAUGUCAUGACGGUAGGGGGUCGGGACUCUUGUUUAAUGCAGUGGGAGAUAGUUUGAUAUCCUACCGGUGAAAUAUGACAAUUUUUGUGCAAAUACUCACAUUUGUUUUACCGUAUACAGUAAGAUGAUAUUGUUGGCCGAGUUUUAACUCUUACUAACAAUGUUUAGUCCUAUACGAUGACAUAACAGCUUAAACUGGCGAAGGAAGAAUCAAUCAGAAGUGCCCAAUGAAAUUUUUUUUUCAGGCAUAAGUUUUAACUCUAACCAUUUGACAAUAUUUAGUUCCGUACGGUGAAAUAUCUGCUUAACUGGUAAAAGAAGAAUGGACCUUUGAAAGUGCCCUCCUUUGACAUUAUUUUCAGGCACAAGCGAGCAUUGGAUUUAACACUCUAAUCAGUAGGAUAUUGUUUAUAACUCACUAGGGAGAUAUCGUUUAUAUAUAGAUUCUAAUACUCAUUUGUUUUGUGAUAUAUUGAAAGUUUGAAAAACUAAAUGCCGGAAAAGCACAUAUCAUUUCUAUACAACAUGUUGUUUUUGUAAUAAAUAAUUUUAAAUAUAG